This is a messenger RNA of Phodopus roborovskii (desert hamster), 4189 nucleotides long. RefSeq names its product fibroblast growth factor receptor 2 (gene Fgfr2). The transcript has 17 exons. Gene Ontology annotation, molecular function: ATP binding; fibroblast growth factor receptor activity; fibroblast growth factor binding. The record is from RefSeq and is a predicted model, not a curated record. Bases 132 to 2651 code for a protein of 839 amino acids. NCBI's taxonomy places the organism in Eukaryota, Metazoa, Chordata, Mammalia, Rodentia, Cricetidae. Gene Ontology annotation, cellular component: signaling receptor complex; membrane. Gene Ontology annotation, biological process: positive regulation of kinase activity; fibroblast growth factor receptor signaling pathway; multicellular organism development.
CAGCAGCAGCAGCGGCAGCAGCAGCAGCAGCAGCAGCCCCAGCACAGCCACCGCCACAGCGCCCUGGCUCCUAAGCCCCCUGUGGGCUGAAGGCAUUGCAGGCAGCCCAUGGUCCUUGAGGAAGUGUGCAGAUGGGAUUACCGUCCACAUGGAGAUAUGGAAGAGGACCAGGGAUUGGCACCGUGACCAUGGGCAGCUGGGGGCACUUCAUCUGCCUGGUCUUGGUCACCAUGGCAACCUUGUCCCUGGCCCGGCCCUCCUUCAGUUUAGUUGAGGAUACCACAUUAGAACCAGAAGAGCCACCAACAAAAUACCAAAUCUCCCAACCAGAAUCGUACGUGGUCGCCCCCGGGGAGUCGCUAGAGUUGCACUGCAUGUUGAAAGAUGCCGCGGUGAUCAGUUGGACUAAGGAUGGGGUGCACUUGGGGCCCAGCAAUAGGACAGUGCUUAUUGGGGAGUACUUGCAGAUAAAAGGCGCCACACCUAGAGACUCCGGCCUCUAUGCUUGUACUACAGCUAGGACGGUAGACAGUGACACUUGGUACUUCAUGGUGAAUGUCACAGAUGCCAUCUCAUCUGGAGAUGACGAGGACGACACAGAUAGCUCCGAAGACUUUGUCAAUGAGAACAGGAACAACCAGAGAGCACCAUACUGGACCAACACAGAAAAGAUGGAGAAGCGGCUGCAUGCCGUCCCUGCCGCCAACACUGUGAAGUUCCGCUGUCCAGCUGGGGGGAAUCCAACGCCCACAAUGAGGUGGCUAAAAAACGGGAAGGAGUUUAAGCAGGAGCAUCGCAUUGGAGGCUAUAAGGUACGAAACCAGCACUGGAGCCUUAUCAUGGAGAGUGUGGUCCCAUCGGACAAAGGCAAUUACACCUGCCUAGUGGAGAAUGAGUACGGGUCCAUCAAUCACACAUACCACCUUGAUGUUGUUGAGCGAUCACCACACCGGCCCAUCCUCCAAGCUGGACUGCCUGCAAAUGCCUCUGCGGUGGUCGGAGGAGAUGUGGAGUUCGUCUGCAAAGUUUACAGCGAUGCCCAGCCCCAUAUCCAGUGGAUCAAGCAUGUUGAAAAAAAUGGCAGUAAAUAUGGGCCUGAUGGGCUGCCCUACCUCAAGGUCCUGAAGCACUCGGGGAUAAAUAGCUCCAAUGCAGAAGUGCUGGCUCUGUUCAAUGUGACGGAGAUGGAUGCUGGGGAAUAUAUAUGUAAGGUCUCCAAUUAUAUAGGGCAGGCCAACCAGUCUGCCUGGCUCACUGUCCUGCCCAAACAGCAAGCACCUGUGAGAGAAAAGGAGAUCACAGCUUCCCCAGAUUACCUGGAAAUAGCUAUUUACUGCAUAGGGGUCUUCUUAAUUGCCUGCAUGGUGGUGACAGUCAUCUUGUGCCGAAUGAAGACCACGACCAAGAAGCCGGACUUCAGCAGCCAGCCAGCGGUGCACAAGCUGACCAAGCGCAUCCCCCUGCGGAGACAGGUUUCGGCUGAGUCUAGCUCCUCCAUGAACUCCAACACUCCGCUGGUGAGGAUAACAACUCGCCUGUCUUCCACAGCAGAUACCCCAAUGCUAGCAGGGGUUUCUGAGUACGAGUUGCCGGAGGAUCCAAAGUGGGAGUUCCCCAGAGAUAAGCUGACGCUGGGCAAACCCCUGGGGGAAGGUUGUUUCGGGCAAGUCGUCAUGGCUGAAGCAGUGGGAAUUGAUAAAGACAAACCCAAGGAGGCAGUCACCGUGGCAGUGAAGAUGUUGAAAGAUGAUGCCACAGAGAAAGACCUUUCUGAUCUGGUGUCAGAGAUGGAGAUGAUGAAGAUGAUUGGCAAACAUAAGAACAUCAUCAACCUCCUGGGGGCCUGCACCCAGGAUGGACCACUCUACGUCAUAGUUGAAUAUGCCUCGAAAGGUAAUCUCCGGGAAUACCUCCGAGCUCGGAGACCACCUGGCAUGGAGUACUCCUACGACAUUAACCGAGUUCCUGAGGAGCAGAUGACCUUCAAGGACUUGGUGUCCUGUACCUACCAGCUGGCUAGAGGCAUGGAAUACUUGGCUUCCCAAAAAUGUAUCCACCGAGAUUUGGCAGCCAGAAACGUGUUGGUAACAGAAAACAAUGUGAUGAAGAUAGCAGACUUUGGCUUGGCCAGGGAUAUCAACAACAUAGACUAUUACAAAAAGACCACAAAUGGGCGACUUCCAGUCAAGUGGAUGGCUCCCGAAGCCCUCUUUGAUAGAGUUUACACUCAUCAGAGUGAUGUCUGGUCUUUUGGGGUGUUAAUGUGGGAGAUCUUCACUUUAGGGGGCUCGCCCUACCCAGGGAUUCCUGUGGAGGAACUUUUUAAGCUGCUCAAGGAGGGACACAGGAUGGACAAGCCUGCCAACUGCACCAAUGAGCUGUAUAUGAUGAUGAGGGAUUGUUGGCAUGCUGUGCCCUCACAGAGACCCACAUUCAAGCAGUUGGUAGAAGACUUGGAUCGGAUUCUAACUCUCACAACCAAUGAGGAAUACUUGGACCUCACUCAGCCUCUCGAACAGUAUUCUCCUAGUUACCCCGACACAAGGAGCUCUUGUUCUUCAGGGGACGAUUCUGUGUUCUCUCCAGACCCCAUGCCUUAUGAACCCUGCCUGCCUCAGUAUCCACACGUAAAUGGCAGUGUUAAAACAUGAGCGAACAUGUCUUCCUGUCCCACGUGGGACAGGAACCAGGAACCUACUUACACUGAGCAGAGAGGCUGUGCCUCCAGAGUGUGUGUCAACUUGUACAUAUGGACCAGAGGAGUAAAUAAUGGGAAGCGUUAUUUGGCACAUGUGUAAAGAUUUAUACAGUUGGAAGCAUGUCACCUUCCCAGAACAGGGAGAAUGUUUCCUGAUAAGUGGACAGCCGCAAGCCAUCACACUACCCUCUCUGACCCACUAUGUGUACUGGAUUGUGCCCCAGUCGGACUCAAGGCAGACACGUGUUCUGCCUUCCUUGUUAAUUUUGUAAUAAUUGGAGAAAAUAUAUGUCAGCACAUACUUACAGAGCACAAAUGCAGUAUAUAGGUGCUGGAUGUAUGUAAAUAUAUUCAAAUUAUGUAUAAAUAUAUAUUAUAUAUUUACAAGGAAUUAUUUUUUGUAUUGAUUUUAAAUGGAUGUCCUGAUGCACCUAGAAAAUUGGUCUUUCUUUUUUUUUUUUUUAAAUAGAUAUUUGCUAAAUACUGUUCUUAGAAUUUCUUAAUUUUCACCGAGCAGAGGUGGGAAAAAUACUUUUGCUUUCAGGGAAAAUGGUGUCACAUUAAUUUAUUAACCAAUUGGUAAUAUACGAAAUGAUUAAUCAUUUAUAGUGGUUUUUGUUUUGUUUUUUUUUGGGUUUUUUUUUUUUUUUUUUUUUUUGUAAUUUAAGUGGCAUUUCUAUGCAGGCAGCACAGAGGACUAGUUAAUCCAUGCUUGGACUUAACUGGUUAUUGGAUCCUUUGAGAAGAGAAAUAUUUACGAUAGAUGACUAAUUUGGGGGGAAAUGAUGUGUUUGAUUUGUCUGUGUUUCAAUGCUGCUGUCCGAUAACUAUGUUUAGACACCUCAAUGCCCACUUACAAGGAACCUGUUAAACUCUGUCACCCCAGUGUAACGUUAAACCAUGCUUCCCAAAUCAAAUGGUACCAGCACCCUCAUCCCAAGAUGCCUUAAUCCACUGUCUGGGGACAGACUUCCAUUGGAAUGAUAGCAGAGUGGGUUCUGUCUGGCAGCUGGCCUUCUGCCUGAGUUACAAUCCAUCGUAUUAGCCUCACUUCUCCGUGAGUUUCAACAACAACUUCAGGAUCUUCAGCAUCAAAACACCCUUCGGGUACUCUGUUCCUUCAGAAUAUCAAAAGCCCAGUGUUACUCUGAUGAGAGUUUGGGAGCUUCUUCUGUCUUCUUAAGGGUUUGCUACUGGCUUCCGCCUUCGUCUGACAAGACCUCACCCAAAAAUCUGGCCUAAUAGCUACAUCCGACAAGAUAACAGUUCUUGUUAAUUUCCGUAGUCAAGUAUUGUGUUUUACUUUGGAUACACCCCACUCACUUUGCUACAGUCGUGCGACCUGAAUGCAGAUUACACUGAUUUUAUGUGUUUUGAAAUUGGAGAAAGUAUUUAAUAAAACCUGUUAAUUUUUAUACUGACAAUAAAAAUGUUUCUACAGAUAUUAAUGUUAACAAGACAAAAUAAAUGUCACGCAGCUUAUUUUUUUAA